Messenger RNA from Coccinella septempunctata (seven-spotted ladybird), 2017 nucleotides. It is a transcript of the gene GPHR, whose product is annotated as Golgi pH regulator. NCBI's taxonomy places the organism in Eukaryota, Metazoa, Arthropoda, Insecta, Coleoptera, Coccinellidae. Gene Ontology annotation, cellular component: Golgi cisterna membrane. Gene Ontology annotation, molecular function: voltage-gated monoatomic anion channel activity. The coding region runs from base 238 to 1602 and encodes 454 amino acids. The record is from RefSeq and is a predicted model, not a curated record. Gene Ontology annotation, biological process: intracellular pH reduction. The transcript is spliced from 8 exons.
ACUGUCAAAAAUUUGGUUGAUUUUAAAAUGUAAACUUCUGUUUCUACAAUACAAUGUACAUUUUAAGGAAACUCGAUUGAGAAUUAGAUCUACCUGCUAGCAGCAUUUAUCAGCACUUUUGAUUUUGUCUUUACGGGCUCGAAAGACAUGAACGGGUAGUAAAAGGAAGGACGAGAAAGCCGGAAAAAUAAUAGUCAAACCAAAUGCUAAAGUAAUACAAAAAACACCUAUUUCAAAAUGAGUUUUUUAGGUGAUAGUAUCGUUAUAUUUGUCUCCCAAGUGUUUUUUUUCAUCGGAGCAUGGAUUUUUUUUGUGAAACAGCUCUUCAAGGAUUAUGAAGUCAGACAUGUGAUGAUUCAACUUUUAUUUUGUAUAACUCUUACUUUAUCAUGCACCAUGUUUGAACUAAUAAUAUUUGAAAUAUUGGAGAUGCUUGAUUCAAGUUCAAGGUUUUUCUACUGGUAUUUCAUGUUAUAUUUUCUACUCUUCAUACUUAUAGUGGUUAACCCUCUAUAUUUAUCAUUCUGCUGUAUCAGCAAUGUUCCUUAUGUGAAAUCAGAAUACAUCAAACAUGCUACAAUCCUUGUGUGGAUAGCUUUUCUUGUAAUAUUCUGGAAAAUAGGGGACCCUUUUCCAAUUCUCAAUACGAAACAGGGUUUGUUAUCAAUUGAGCAGUUGGUAUCAAGAAUUGGUGUUAUCGGAGUAACUGUGAUGGCUUUAUUGUCUGGAUUUGGCGCUGUCAAUUAUCCUUACACAUCCAUGAGAUAUUUCAUGAGGGAAGUUAACAUUUCUGAUGUGCAUAAUAUUGAGAAAAAACUCAGACAAGCCAUGGACAUGAUUCUGGUGAAGAAAAAAAGAAUAGCCAUAGCAAAAAAACAAAUGGCAAACAACUCAUUGGAUUCGGUGAAGCAAAGCAUCUGGGGUAUGAUUGCUUCCGCUACUUCAAGAAAACAAGAAAAUAUAACACAAUUGAAACUAGAAGUUGCUGGUUUAGAAGAACUAAGCAGGCAACUAUUUUUAGAGGCUCAUGAAGCCCGAAAUAUGUUAGAAAGAAUUGAAUGGUCAAAGACGUGGAAAGGCCUUUAUUUCAAUUUUCUAGGAUAUAUUUUUUCAGUCUACUGUUUAUGGAAAAUUUUCAUUUGCACAGUUAACAUUAUCUUUGAUAGAGUGGGUAAAAAAGACCCUGUAACAAGAGUAAUUGAAAUAGCAAUUCAUUGGAUGGGUUUCAAUUUCGAUGUUAAUUUCUGGUCUCAACAGGUUUCAUUCUAUCUUGUAGGAUGUAUUGUAGUAACAUCCAUUAGAGGAUUGCUCCUGACUCUAACUAAGUUUUUCAACAAAAUAUCCUCAAGUAAAAGCUCAACAAUCAUAGUGCUUAUUUUUGCCCAAUUAAUGGGCAUGUACUUUGUGUCAUCUGUUUUACUACUGAGGAUGAAUAUGCCUCCCCAAUACAGAAAAAUCAUAACCCAAGUUCUGGGGGAUCUGCAAUUCAAUUUUUACCAUCGCUGGUUUGAUGUUAUAUUUUUAGUGAGUGCUCUGAGUAGCAUCCUUACUUUAUUCCUUGCACAUAAGCAGCCUGUUAGAGACAAUAUGGAAUCUGAAUGAAUGAGGUGUUGUGUACACAUCCAAUAUACACUGUAUUCGUUGAAUUCCUAUAUAUUCACGUCCCUCACUCUGUAGUCCCUGCAGAUUAAACACAGCCAAAUGGUAUACCUUUAUAUCACGGGACAGAGAAGUGACAGAUCUGAAUAGAUUUGUAUUAACCAAACACGCCCAAGCACAUAUUAAUAAACUCAUGGCAAGAUCAUUUCCAUAAUGUAUAUAUUAUGUAAUAGGAAUGUAUAUAAUAUAUUUGUAUUAAAUUUCAUACAUUUCAAUGUUUCAGUAUAUACAGACUCCUGUUAUAGCUGUUAGCAUAUCCCAUUGAAUUUUUUAUAGUUUAAUAACUUUUAUUCCGUAAUUAAGUGUUUAAGUAUUAUUAUAAGGUUUUUUAUAAUUUUAUUAUAUACUUCUGAUAUGA